GCAGACAGACAACUUCAGGGUGUGUGUGCGCGACUCAGAGACCAUAACCAAACUUUUUGUCAAGCUCUUUUUUAUCUUGGAGCUUUUUACUUUAAAUAGUGUAGAAAUUACAGCUGUUCUCUGACUUCCGGACUAACACUCACCUUGCAGCAUGUGUACGGGAAAAUGUGCGCUUUGCGUCGGGACAAGUCUGUACCCACUGGCGGUCAUCUCCAUAAUAUGUAAUAUUAUGCUGUUUUUUCCUGGCUGGGAUGUAAAGUAUGCACAGAAUCAACAAAUUACUGAGGAGGUCAAAUACAUGGGAGGACUAGUUGGAGGGGGGAUUCUGGUGCUGAUUCCAGCAUUGCACAUUCACCUGACUGGAAAGCAGGGUUGCUGUGCUAAUCGCUGUGGGAUGUUCCUGUCCAUUUUAUUUGCAGCAGUGGGUGUAGCUGGUGCCCUUUACAGUUUCAUAGUGGCACUGAUGGGUCUAAUCAACGGGCCAUACUGUAAACAUUUCCUUAUUAUUUGGGGAACUCCCUUCAAAGACGGAAAAGAGAGUUACCUUAAGGACCGUAGCAAGUGGGGAACCUGCACUGAGCCAAAGAAUGUGGUGGAGUUUAAUGUGGGUCUGUUCUCAACACUGCUGAUGACCAGCGCUCUGCAGCUCAUUCUCUGUGCCAUACAGAUGAUCAACGGCCUCUUCGGCUGCCUCUGUGGAACCUGCAAAGAGAAAGGGCCGCUGUAAUCCCUGACUGCUCCAGGUGCCCGAGAAAUCAUAUCCUCAUAACUCGCAUCUCAUAUAACCAGCUGCCUCUUGUGGAAGAUGCUAUCCGAACAUUUUAAUGAGUUUGUUUGCGUACACUUCUUCAAAGCUUGUUUUCACCUAUUAAUGUUUUGGCUUAAUACUGUUUUUCUAGUAAAAGCUCAUGUACAAUGACUUCCAGUGAGAAUAUUUGAAAGGAAAAUGGCUUUAAUUAAUGGCAUAACACUUUUUUUUGUAUCUAUCUGUAUU
Messenger RNA from Sinocyclocheilus grahami, 994 nucleotides. RefSeq names its product transmembrane 4 L six family member 21a (gene tm4sf21a). The coding region runs from base 152 to 727 and encodes 191 amino acids. The record is from RefSeq and is a predicted model, not a curated record. NCBI's taxonomy places the organism in Eukaryota, Metazoa, Chordata, Actinopteri, Cypriniformes, Cyprinidae. Gene Ontology annotation, cellular component: membrane. The transcript has 5 exons.